Messenger RNA from Conger conger (European conger), 2170 nucleotides. Its product is annotated as alpha-2-antiplasmin-like. The transcript has 9 exons. Gene Ontology annotation, molecular function: serine-type endopeptidase inhibitor activity. Gene Ontology annotation, biological process: negative regulation of endopeptidase activity; negative regulation of fibrinolysis. The coding region runs from base 422 to 1786 and encodes 454 amino acids. The record is from RefSeq and is a predicted model, not a curated record. Lineage: Eukaryota; Metazoa; Chordata; Actinopteri; Anguilliformes; Congridae.
AACGGACCAUUAUUUGGCUGUUAUAAUGCACUUCAAUCACUUUAAUGGAAUGUUCAUUUAACAGUAGUCUAACUGCAAACAUGGUUCGCCGCAAACAUUUGCCGUCUUGAAUGCAGAGAAACCACAGCCCUGCAAGUAUAUGUUCAAUACUCCGGUUCUCUGUUGAAUAUUUGACCCCUGGGUCUGUCUCAAUAUUUACAUUUAAAACAAGUAGUGCCUUACAUGAAGCCCAGAUCAAUUUAAGUUGAAAUUUAACUUCUUGCUGAGAACGUGCCAGAGUUGAGCACAGGAGAUCUCUGCCAUUGCACAUUUGUGUGUUCGGCUCUCUCUAUUUUAGACUGGAUAGCUGGGCCUCCAGACUUAAUUUUUCUAAGGGACUUGUGGUGAUAACGGUGUUGUUCUCCAGGCAAACUGACAGAGAAUGGAUACUCGUUUGCUAGCACUCCUGUUGUUCUGUCUCUACAGUCGAGGACUAAGCGACGCCUGGCCUUCUGACAAUGGGACAACAAUCCCUCCUAUAGAGGACCCUCUCGCCCCCACCAGUAAUGGCUCUGAGCCCUCCUUUGCCCCUGAAAGCUCAGAGGAGGAAGACGACCUAAAGGACUGUGGAGGUCUGGCUUCCAGGGCCAGUGCCAAACGGGCUUUAGGGGGCGCCAUAAUGAAGCUGGGCCUGGACAUCCUGAAGACGAUGAAGGGCAGUCCAGAGCAGCCAAACACCAUCAUUUCACCACUCAGCAUCUCUCUCGCUCUCUCACAGCUGGCUCUUGGGGCAGUGAAUGAGACUGAGCAGUUGCUCCUGCAGGCUCUGCAUGCAGAUGGGCUUCCCUGCUACCACAGGGUCCUGAGAGGGCUUCUCAAACAGCUGCAUGGGGGCGCUCUACAGGUGGCCACCCGGCUGUACCUGAAGCCAGGGUUUAAAGUGAAGGAGGCCUUUGCUGAAGAGUCCCUGCAUAUGUAUAAGUCGGAGGCAGUGACUCUGACUGACCUGGAGGAGGUGAACAAGUGGGUAGAGGCAGCCACAAAGGGAACCAUCACCAACUUUCUGCCCAGCCUGCCGGCUGAUUUAGUCCUCAUGAUCAUCAAUGCUGUACACUUUAAAGGGCAGUGGCAAGCUCGCUUUGAUACCCGUUUCACCUCGAAGGACCUCUUCUUCCUAAACGACAAGGAAGUGGUGCACGUGGACAUGAUGUUGGGCCCGAAGUAUCCCCUCAGUCUGCUCAUCGACGUCGACCUAGAUGCCAUGGUGGCCCUGUUCCCCUUUAAGCAGGGCAUGAGCCUGCUGGUGGUGAUGCCCUCUUCAGGGCAGGUGGACGUAUCGGCUAUCGGUGCCAAGCUCAACACCACAGACCUUUACGCUCGUUUGGACCGGCCCAGGACCAUGCAGGUCAAACUGCCAAAAUUCAAAUUGGAGUACGGGCAGGAGCUGCAGGAGGCCCUCUCUAGUAUGGGGCUUGGUGAGCUCUUUUCCAGUCCCAACCUGGCGAAGAUAUCGGAUGGCUCCCUGCUGGUGUCCAGUGUGCUGCACAAGUCCUGCAUGGAGCUGAACGAGGAGGGGGCAGAGGCCUCGGCUGCCACCAGCGUGAUCAUAUCCCGUUCCAACCCCACCUUCAGCGUCAACCAGCCUUUCUUCUUCGCCCUCAUGGACGAUAAAACGCAGACACCCCUGUUCCUGGGGGUGGUCAGGAACCCCAACCCGGAUGCCACUGUCAUUCAGAUUGGGCGCUCUGCGAACCCUGACAAACUGCCUGAUAAGAGUAAAGGGGAAUUUAACCACCUGCCUAAGUAACUGCAACCUUAUUGGCUGUGAAUAAAGUAAGGCAACGACCUGGAACUGCAGUGCUGUCUAUCAGGGAGAAAAUGUGCACAUGCAAGUGCAGACUAUGACAAACACACACACACACACACACACACACACAUACACACAUACAAUGAUACCAACACGAAAAAAUGCACAUUGAUACCCAAAAGUAAAUUUAGUAUUUCCCCACAAUACCAGUGUUCAGGAGUACAAAUGUUGAGGCAAAGCAUCCCAGUAUUCAAAACGGGGCUGAGGCAUCCUUUUCCUUCUUAGUUAAAAGCAAUAGUAUUACCACACUUGUCCUCCUGAACUUUACAAACUGUUCUUGUGAAGCAUCUUGAUGUUUUUGAUUAAAGAAAUGUUACUAUAAAA